This is a messenger RNA of Clunio marinus, 213 nucleotides long. Lineage: Eukaryota; Metazoa; Arthropoda; Insecta; Diptera; Chironomidae. The record is from the annotation of a GenBank genome assembly.
AUGAAUGUUUUAAAAUUUAUUUCAAGGACCGACCAUCGAUAUAAAAAUAACAUUUGUCGAGGAUUGACUGAAAAUUCUACAUAUGUACGAUUAAAAUAUUUAACAGAGUUCAUGAUAGGGAAACCGGAGUUGCAUUUCCAAUUGAUUCUUAAAUAUCAAUCAAGGGAGGGUUCUUUGUUCCUUUGUUAUGUACUCGAGGGAAGGAUUAUCUGA